AUGAAUAAGCGAAGCCUAGAGACCGAUUUGCUCGAGGCAUAUCCAGCCAAGCGGCUACACGACGACUCCAUCGACAGCAUAUAUCCCAUCCUCGACGCCGGCGAAGACGAUGUGACGACCGCCGAAACGCCCAGCUCCUUUGCGGGCGACCUCGACUCGCCCAUAACCGUCGCCACGACGCCGCGGGCCAAAUUCCCGUCGGACCUCAAAACCCUACCCUGCACGUGGCCCGGGUGCCCCAAGACAUUCAACCGGCCGGCGCGGCUGCGUGACCACCUCAACUCGCACACCAACUCGAGGCCGUUCAAGUGCGGCUAUGCGGGCUGCGACAAGGACUACAUCGAGGACAAGCACCUCAAACAGCAUGUCAAGGCGGUGCACACCAACGAGCGAGCCCACGUCUGCGCGCGGCCCGGCUGCGGCAAGAGCUUCGUCACUGGCACCCGGCUCAAGCGCCACCAGGCCGUGCACGAGGGCGCCGACCGCUUCCGCUGCCCCGACUGCGGCCAGAGCUUCCGCAAAAAGGAGACGCUGCACAAGCACGUCCUUCAGGCGCACAAGGGCGAGUCGCCGCACCAGUGCGCCGAGCCCGGCUGCGACGCCAAGUUUGCGUCCCAGGGCGCGCUCAAGCGGCACCAGCAAAAGCUCCACGGCGAGCUCAAGUUUUGGUGCAGCGAGUGCGCCUUGCAACCCGGCCCGGACGGCACCGAGAAGCACGUCGGCUUCACCACGCACCCGCUGCUGCUGGCACACAUGAAGCGCGAGCAUCAAAAUUGCUUGUUCUGCGACUUUACGUCGGCAUCGCAGGCCGAAAUGGUGACGCACAUUGACGUCCACCACUCUGGCAAGACGGUCGACGACCGCCGUACCUUUGUCUGCGAGCACGCCGGCUGCGUCAAGAGCUUCACCAAGCGCUCCAACCUGCGCGCCCACCAGCGCACCGCCCACGAGGGCUUCCGCUUCGUCUGCGGCGAGGUCGACCUCGCCGGCGUCGCCGGGCUCGACGCCUGGUCCAACGACCUCGGCUGCGGCGACAAGUUCUGCACAAAGGUCCGCCUCGAGGACCACGUCCGCUAUAUCCAUCUCCGCCAGGAGCGGCCGCCCAAGCCCAGCGCCUCCGCAACCGGAGACGGCGAGGGCGAGGCCGACGUGGACCUGAUUGACGAGCUCUCCGGCGUCAAGAUGCAGGUGAAGAAGCCCAUUGCCUGCGCGCUCUGCCCGGGGGUGUUUGCGCGCUACUACGACCUCGAGGCGCACGUGGCGGCCGCGCACGCGCCGCCGGUGCCCUCGGGGGACGACCUGUUUGCGGAGAGCAGCGGUGGCGCCGAGCACAAGUUCUUUGCCGAGGCGGAAGGAGGUGGCGGCCUGUUGGGUGGUACCGGCGACGACGACGAGGACGACGCCAUCUUUGCGGCCGAGAUGCACUACGGGCCCCCGCGGGACGAGUGGCUGGACGACGAGGCGGGCAUCAUGCUGUUGGCACGCAACUCGCCGGCGCUGGAAGCACACAUUGAUCCUGCACUAGGCAAUGUAUAG
Messenger RNA from Cordyceps militaris CM01, 1536 nucleotides. RefSeq names its product C2H2 transcription factor (TFIIIA), putative. The record is from RefSeq and is a predicted model, not a curated record. Lineage: Eukaryota; Fungi; Ascomycota; Sordariomycetes; Hypocreales; Cordycipitaceae. The transcript has 2 exons. Gene Ontology annotation, cellular component: nucleus. Bases 1 to 1536 code for a protein of 511 amino acids. Gene Ontology annotation, biological process: regulation of transcription by RNA polymerase II.